AUAACUCGGGUUCAUUAUGAUCGUAACAUAUAACAUAUAUGACAGAUAAAAAUUUUCCAUUGGAAUUGUUCUCUAUUCUAUGAUCUAACCAAGAAAUUGUCAUUUUUGUAAUCCGAGUUGUAAGCAAUCACCGGUAAGUCCACAAGCAUGCAGGACCAUCAAAACAGUCUUCUUAUUCAUAAUUAGAAGAUCUGUUAAACACCUAAUUAGCUAAAUUUAGCCAUUGAAAAAAGCAUAAAUCGCAAUUCCCUUGCUAAUUCAUCCCUUUGCUCAUCACCACCCACCUUUUCACACAUAUGUCCAAAACAGUUGCAUGUGCUUGAUCUUAAGUUGUUCAAUUUCAUUUCACCUUCAUUCGGAAAAAAGAAACAGAAAUUUAUUCCAGAAAUUGAAAUCAAUUAGCGUGGUUAAUAUCAAGAUAUGAAGUUUGGAUUUAAGGCUGCAUCAUCAAAUGAGGUUUUCUUUUCUAUGUUAAAUUUUAUGGGUUUCUAUUAAAUUAUAAUAACAACAUAUGCACAUGUUUCUAACCCAUGAAAAUAUUUCUUCCUAUUUUUUAAGUUUCAAAUCUGAAGUUCAAUUUAUGAAUUCCUGUCCCUUAAAAGAUUAAUGCUCAGGAAACCAAUCCUGCAAUGGCGAACAACCAGAACAACAAGAUGAAAGGCGUUUUGAAAGGCCUAAGAUACAUUUCUCAAAUCUUUGAUACUGAAAAAGAACCUGAAAUGCAGAUUGGGCUUCCUACAGAUGUGAAGCAUGUUGCCCAUAUAGGAUUUGAUGGUCCCGCUGUGAAUUCACCAAGCUGGAUGACCGAGUUUAAAGCUCCACCUGGAAUUUCAUCAGGUUCUAAUGGAGAUCCAAACGACGUAAAAUGGGUUUCUGAUGAUUCUGCGAGUAGAAAAAAUUCCAUGGUUGCUUCAGAAUCUUCAUCAAGGGACUUGCCAGAACUGCCAAAAUCAUCUAGACGACAUUCAUCAAUGGGAGGAGUAGGUGAUUCUCCACCUAAGGAAAAAUCAGAUAAGCCUAAACAAUCCAGACGAUCUUCGAGAAAUGCGAACAAGGAAUCGGGCGAAGUCAAAUCAACCCGGCAAAAGAAUUCAGGCCCGCAAAAGAAUUCAGGCCAACUGGCCGACGGCGAGUCAAAUGCUGAUGCACCCAAAAAAAGUAGAAGAAAGAAAUCCAAAGAAUCCACUGCUAGUGGCUCAAUUUCCAAAUCUUCCCGAUCCAAAGCACAAGCUUCAGAUGGGGAUUGUGGAUCUGAAUCAGUAUCCAAAUCUCUUAACAUUGAUAACCGUGAGGAAGAUGCAGAAAAUGGAUUUACAGGUAUAUCUUGAGAAAUUGGUGUGGGUUUUUUUUUAUUUUUGUAAUUUUUUGUUCCUUAAUUCUUAUUCCAGUAGCUAGAAUGUUAGCUGAACCCAAGAGAACACCUUUUUCUUUUUCUCCCCUUCUAUGGGAUAUAUCACCUGGAACCUGUUGGUUCCAAAAUCAUUUCAUCUGUAAAGAAGAGUAUUAUAUGGUUAAUCUCACCAUAUUUCAGCCUAGAAAGUACUGAGAAGUCUUUAUAUUCAACUGUUUCAUUGAUAAGUGACAUAUUGCUCAGUAAACUUUAUUAUAUUUUCAGU
Messenger RNA from Manihot esculenta (cassava), 1616 nucleotides. RefSeq names its product CRIB domain-containing protein RIC7. Bases 630 to 1328 code for a protein of 232 amino acids. The record is from RefSeq and is a predicted model, not a curated record. The transcript is spliced from 4 exons. Lineage: Eukaryota; Viridiplantae; Streptophyta; Magnoliopsida; Malpighiales; Euphorbiaceae.